AUGUCGCAGCAAGCGGGAGCCUCGUCGUCCUCGACGAGCUACACAAAGUACGCCAGCCUGCCGGACGUCGACACCUCGGCGCCCGACGUGUACGAAUACGAGGGUCCGAGCCGCACCGACGAUGCAUCGCAAAGUCGUCGUCAUCGAUCGCGCAAGCACCGCACACAGGGCGGUACGGACGCGGCCGAUUCGGACUCGUCCAGCGACGACUCGGAUCACAGCGCAGGCCAUCGCAAGCACGCGGGCGACGCCAAGGGAGCGGUGAAGAAUGAAGACAUCGACAGCUCCUCGUUGAAGCGCUCGGAUGCAGCGUCCAAAUUCACCGGCGCCACCGACUUGGACGCGGAUGCAGUCGACUUUUCGGGCCGAUUGCGCCAUCGAAGCGCACGAAAGAACAGGGCGGCCAGGCCGAUCGAUGCAGGAGUCGAGACGGCGACGUAUGCGCUGGAUGACGCGCGCCCAGCUGGCGAACGAGCCCAAGAGUCCGUGGUGGAUCGUUUGCGGAGGCUCAGGUUCGAGGCCAGCCAGUUGGAGGAGGAGCUCAAAGCCGAAGGCAGUGGCGCUGCGGGCGCUGACAUUGCCAAUGGCUCGGUGGAGGUGGACAGCACACAGAUGCUCAACCAGCUCAAGCUGCUGCACGACCAGCUGGCCAGAUUACCCUCACCCUCCGACCAAGUCGGCGCUGCAUCUUCAUCGCGCGAAACUGACCAGCAGACGUUCCGUGCGCUGCUGGAUCAGAUCAAGCAGGCGCCCUCGGCCGUUUCCGCUACCGAUGCCGGUGCAACACCGGCUGCUGGCACCGCGCCGGCCAAGACGACGGCCGAGACGCGCAGUGCGGAGGUGGUGCAGCUGGAAGCGCGGCUGAGCGAGCUCGAGUCGACGCUGGGCGUGCACGAGGCGCUGCUGGACGAGUCCAAGCCGGUUCCCCGUCCGGUGCUGUCGACGCUGUCUCGGCUCGAGCACCAGCUCUCGCUGCUCUCGCAACCCCGCCAUCUGGACGCCAUCAGCCGCCGCGUCAAGGUGCUCGUCACCGAGAUGGACCGCGCCAACGACAUGCGUCGCAAACUCACCGACGGUGUCGCCGAGGGAGCAGGUGGCGACGCGGCGUCCAAAACAGCUGCGACGCUCACGCCGGCCGAAAUGACAAAGCUGCAGCAGGUGUUUGAUGUGUCGAGGCGCAUCGAGCCGCUGCUCCCGCUCGUGCCGUCGGUGCUCGAGCGGCUGCAGACGCUGGCGGAACUGCAUGCGUCGUCGGCACACUUUGGCAGCGUGCUCGACGCGCUCGAGCAGGGCAGGGAGGCAAGGCAGGCUCAACAGAACGAGCUCGACGAGCUGCUGCACAAGAUGGAGGCCAACAUGCGCCAGAACAGCCAGACGGUCGAGGCCAACCUCGCCGCGCUGCAGCAGAGGAUCGAGGAUGUGUCGAGCAGGAUGCAGAAGCUCCACAAGAGUUUCUUCUUGCCAUCUCGCCACCGGCCAAGUUGCCUCGCCACCACCGUCUUCUCCUUCUCACCUUCCGUCGACUCUCCGUACGACAUCGACGUGUCGUAUUGGCAGCUCGCUCUCGCUAGCAUGGCUUCGGUUCCCAAGACCGACGUGGAGCAGCCCACGCCGGCGACCGACUUCAAGGACGACUCGACGUCCGAAUCCAUCCUGAGCGACUACAAGCGCACCAUCGAGCGCCAUGUGCUGCUGCGUCGGCUCGACAUCGUCGCGCAAAAGCUCAACCGGUUCUAUGUCGAGUCGGUGGGCAUCCGUCCACUUGCGCUCUCGGAACGCACGGGCACCGACUGGUGGAGCCCGAGUCUGGUGUGGUUCUCGAGCAACGUCAAUGUGCUCUCCUUCUCCGCAGGCACGCUCGUCAAGCUGCUCGAGAUGGACAUGCGCUCCGCCAUGCUCACCACCCUCUUUGUCGGCGCAUUCUGCUCCUUCUUCCCCGCCUACUUUUCGCUCUUUGGCCCCAAGCUUGGCAUGCGUCAGAUGAUCCAGUGCCGCUACUCGUUCGGCUACUUUGGAGCGAGCGUCAUCUGUGUGCUCAAUGCCGCAACGAUGCUCGGGUAUUGCAUCCUCAACUCGAUCGUUGGUGGACAGACCUUGUCGGCGGUUUCGUCGCGUGCGGACGGCACUUCGACCCUCACACCGGAUGUGGGGAUUGUGGUGGCGGCGUGCAUUGCGCUCGUGGUGUCGUUCAGCGGCAUCCGCGUGCUGCACAUGUUCGAACGCUUCUUCUGGCUCCCUACGCUGAUCUGCUUUAUGAUCCUCAUCGGAGAGGCAGGCACGGGGCCCAACGCGCUGCAUGUGGCGAGCAACGAGCCCAAGGCGACGGCACAGUCGAUCCUCGGCUUUGCAGCCAUCAUUGCAGGCUUUGUCAUCUCCUACUCGGCGCUUGUCUCGGACGUUUCGCACUACCUCCGACCGGAUGUUUCGCCGCACAAGCUUUUCUGGUCGGUCUACUGCGGCUUCUUCCUGUCGUGCGUGCCGUUCAUCAUGAUCGGUGCGGCGUUUGCAUGCUCGUCGUACGACAACGACGAGUGGUCCACCGCACUCGGUGUGUCGUCCGGUCGAUUCUUCCAGCUCAUCCUUGCGGGCAAUCUCGGCAACUUUGGCAGGUUUCUCGUGGUGCUGCUUGCGCUGUCCGUGUGUGGCAACAUCUCGGCAACGAUCUACAGCAUCGGACUCAACUUCCAGACCAUGCUGCCCUUCCUCGGACCCGUGCCGCGAUUCGUAUGGCCGCUUCUGGCCACGGCCAUCUUCUUGCCGCUGGCGAUCGUGGGUCACGACAAGUUCUACGAAACGCUCACCGAUUUUACGAGCGUGCUCGGAUACUGGGCGAGCUUAUAUGUGGGCGUUGUGUUUGCGGAUCACGUGCUGGUAAGGAGGAGGGACUAUGCGUCGUAUGAUGUCAAACACUGGAAUCAGUGGAAUAAGCUUCCGCCUGGAUUGGCGGCUCUGGGUGCAUGUGCCAUCUCGCUGGCGGUGGUGGUGCCCAGCAUCGACCAGGUCUGGUUCCAUGGACCCAUUGCAAAGCGCGCGGGCGAUCUCGGCUUCGAGACCGGUCUGGCGGCAAGCAUCGUGCUGUAUGUGCCGCUGCGCAUGCUCGAGAAGAAAGUGUUUGGCAGGUAG
This is a messenger RNA of Moesziomyces aphidis, 3123 nucleotides long. The record is from the annotation of a GenBank genome assembly. NCBI's taxonomy places the organism in Eukaryota, Fungi, Basidiomycota, Ustilaginomycetes, Ustilaginales, Ustilaginaceae.